GGGGCAGCGGUGGGCGGGGCCGCUCGGGAGCCCGGAAGCGGCGGAGGAGCCCUGAGGCGGCGGCGGAGCCGGAGCCCGGAGGCGGCGGCGGGUCCCGCUCGUUCCCGAUCACUCCUGAUCCCGUCAGCCGCUGCCGGCGGCGCGUCCCGAUCCCGCCGGGUCCCGGCAGCGGCCCCGGGGCCGCCAUCCCAGUGGAUUCCGUACCCAGCGGCCCCCGGGCAUGGCGGGCCGCGGGAAGCUGAUCGCGGUGAUGGGCGACGAGGACACGGUGACCGGGUUUCUUCUGGGCGGCAUCGGGGAGCUGGACAAGCACCGGCGGCCCAACUUCCUGGUGGUGGAGAAGGAAACAAGCCUGGCUGAGAUCGAGGAGACGUUCCGGGGUUUCCUGGCGCGGGAGGACGUGGGCAUGAUCCUGAUCUCGCAGGCCCUGGCGGAGCAGAUCCGGCCGGCAGUCGCCGCCCAUGCCCGGGCGCUGCCCGCGGUGCUCGAGAUCCCCUCCAAGGACCACCCCUACGACCCGGCCCGGGACUCGGUGCUGCGCCGCGCCCGGGGGCUCUUCGCACCGGAUGAGCUGCGAUAGAGCCCCCCGGGAUACCCCAACCCCUCCCGACACUGCCCCAAAUCUCUCUCUAAGCUCCCCCAAACAGUUCCCCCGGUACCCCCAGUAUGUGCAAACCUCCUCAGCACCCCCAAACUGUCCCCUUCACCCUGUGCCCGUGGCCUCUUUGCACCCAGCCACGGGUGACGGGCAGCAGGGAAUCCCAAACACUCCCCGGUACCUUCCCAGCACCCUCAAACAGUCGCCCACCAUUCCCCUAACUUCUUCACACUUGACAACCUGUGAUAGCCCUCCCUGGUACCCCAGAACAGCCCCUGGGGCCCCGUGGGGUCCCAAGCCAGGCCUGGGAGUCUCCACCCCAGAAAAAAACCCACACAGGGGCCCCCAGCCCACCUGGGGCAGUUGUGCCCUAUGCCUGGGGCCCUCUCUCCAAGAAGUCCCCAUCCCAGAGUGCUGCUGGGGCGUCCCUAGGGUUCCCAGGGUGUUCUCUGGGUGCUGGGGAGCUGUGGGUGCCCCGUGGGUCUGAGGGUGACACCGGGAACUCUGCGGGUGCCUGGGGCAGCCACGGGAGCCUUGUGCGUGACCCGUGACUAUGUCUCAGCCGUGUCCCACCAUGGGGAAGUGGCAGUACCGUAUCCUGCUGAAUCCUGCCAGAUCCUGCCUGUAGGCAGGGAGGGACAGCUGGGGAGGGGGGGGCAAAGGAGCACCCCAAGGACACUGGGAGUUGUCACUGUGACCUUGUCACCAUUGCCCCAGCUCCUCCCCAGCCUCCUCACCCCAGCAGAACCUGUGGGGAAUGUUAUUUAUUGUUGUCCCCCAGUGCCCACGUGUCACUCGUGUCCCCCGUGUUUCUCCCUGACAGUGUCCCCAACAUGUGCUGACACCACUCAUUGUCUGCUCUGCU
Molecule: messenger RNA, 1463 nt
Organism: Poecile atricapillus (Black-capped chickadee)
Lineage: Eukaryota; Metazoa; Chordata; Aves; Passeriformes; Paridae
Product: V-type proton ATPase subunit F-like
Exons: 2
Coding region: 221-580 (119 amino acids)
Biological process (GO): proton transmembrane transport
Cellular component (GO): proton-transporting V-type ATPase, V1 domain; membrane
Molecular function (GO): proton-transporting ATPase activity, rotational mechanism
Source: RefSeq, a predicted model, not a curated record